Molecule: messenger RNA, 1440 nt
Organism: Penicillium angulare
Lineage: Eukaryota; Fungi; Ascomycota; Eurotiomycetes; Eurotiales; Aspergillaceae
Product: dimethylaniline monooxygenase
Exons: 4
Coding region: 1-1440 (479 amino acids)
Molecular function (GO): flavin adenine dinucleotide binding; N,N-dimethylaniline monooxygenase activity; NADP binding
Source: RefSeq, a predicted model, not a curated record
AUGUCAAAAGAUAGGCGUGUUGCCAUCAUUGGAGCCGGCCCAGCAGGUGCAAUUACAACAGAUGCGUUCUUCAAAGAACAAGCCUUUGGCACAAUUCGAGUAUUUGAACGCCAGAGCCGCAUUGGUGGCACAUGGGUGCACAAUGUUACCCCAGACUCUGGGAUCCCAUCAUUACAAAAUCUACUUCAAAGGAAAGCCGACAAGACCAUUGAUGUCCCGACCAGCUACCCAUGUUCUACUCCAAUGACAGAGCAUGUCAAUUCUUUCAAAGAGCGCUUCUCGGAUACAGGGUCCCAUGAAAAUCUCCAUAGUAACUUACCACCCGAGAUUAUGUGCUUCACACAAGAGCCAAUUGCUCAAGAGCUCUCGAAUCAGACUUUGAAAGUACAUGGUCCUGAUUCCCCCUUUCGCCACAGGGAAGUGGUGAAUAAAUGGGUUGAAGAUAUAUUCGAAAGAGGAAAUUAUCGGCAGCUUGUUGAACUGGAGACUACUGUCGAGCUUUCAGAAAAACAUGGAGACGAAUGGACUCUAACGCUGCGAAAGCCUGACCCAGCUAAUAACAAGAACUAUUGGUGGCAGGAAAGCUUCGAUGCUCUGGUUGUUGCCACGGGACAUUAUUAUGUGCCCUUUAUCCCGGAUAUACCUGGUAUUUUGGAGUAUAACAGGAGAUUUCCCGGCCGAAUUCAGCAUAGCAAGCACUAUUCAGGCCCCGAAGCCUUUAAAAACAAGCGAGUCAUAGUUGUAGGUGGAUCAGUUUCUGCCUUCGACUCGCUCCAUGAUAUUCGACGACUCGCAAAGUCCCCGGUGAUUUCUUCACUCCGCAAGCCAUCAUAUCUCUUCGGUGAAGCGCCUUUCACACACCCUGACAUCGAGAACCGAGGCCAGAUUUCUGCCUUCGAUGCUGAAAAUGAUGUUAUCAAGUUCACUGGCGGUACAUCGACUGAUGGCGUUGAUGCCAUCCUUUUUGCAACCGGUUACGACUUCAGCUUUCCUUUUCUUCCGACCCUCGGGGCAGUACAAAAGAGGGUUCCUGGCCUGUAUGAGCAUGUGUUUAAAAUCGAUGAUCCAAGUUUAGCAUUCAUCGGCAUGGUCACUGGUGGGUUUGGGAUCCGAAUUUUUGAAUGGCAGGCAGUUGCUGCAGCUCGUGUUCUUUCCGGUCAUGCAAGUCUGCCUAGUCAACAGGAAAUGAAGAGAUGGGAGGAAGACAGACUGGACGAACGUGGAGAGGGAGUUCCGUUUUGGACACUCAUGCCAGAUUUCGAAAGGUAUUUCGAACAACUGAGAUCUAUUGCAGGGAAUCCUGCUCGAGGCACAACGGGACGUGUACUCCCAGAGUACCAAGCGCAGUGGGCGGAAAGCUUUUGGCGGCUCAUCCGAUAUCGUGUCGAGUGGUGGCAACGCGAAGCUAACAGGGCAGCCUCUAAACAAUCGCAACUAUAG